AUGACGCCUCCUCCCGAUCCCCGUGCUCAACCUGGCGAACACCAGUUCUGGACCGAUCCUAUCCUUUGCAAGGAGACUCAAGUUGGAGUGGGACAUUUCCGCAGUCUUGGAUGGCUCCCCACAAACUUCAAACCCAAUGCCCCAUCAAUGAGAUAUGAUUUAAGUCGACAGGCGCCCCAAGAGCUUGGGCGGAAUGCAAGGUUUGAGAAUAAUGGGAACUUUACCACCCAGGAACGGCAGAGGGUGCUUGGCCAGUCUGGUAACGCGGUUUUCGAAAAGAACUAUCAAUCGCAGUUUAUCUAUCGUGAGGCUAUCUGA
Aspergillus calidoustus is the source of this 318-nucleotide messenger RNA. Lineage: Eukaryota; Fungi; Ascomycota; Eurotiomycetes; Eurotiales; Aspergillaceae. The record is from the annotation of a GenBank genome assembly.